Molecule: messenger RNA, 360 nt
Organism: Trypanosoma grayi
Lineage: Eukaryota; Euglenozoa; Kinetoplastea; Trypanosomatida; Trypanosomatidae
Exons: 1
Coding region: 1-360 (119 amino acids)
Source: RefSeq, a predicted model, not a curated record
AUGGGGGGCAAAAACCCGUUUGAUGGUGAAGAAUGUUGGGCAACCAUGUAUCACGGAUUCGGUGUGCGAGAAUGUGUGUUCCGCCACUUGCAGCUGCAGCUGGUGAUGGCAAAUGGCAGGCAGGGCUCUUGGUCACUUGCUGACUUUCCUGACUUUAGGAGCGGGGUCGUGACUUCUUUCUUCCAGGAUGUGGGAACCAUUACUUUCUCAAGACUGGGGUUGAAAACGACCAGCGGCGCCUUAGCCCCGCAAGGGGAAGCUGGCGCAGUGCUUCACAGUGCGAAACGCCAGCGCCAGAGGCGGAUCUCAGGUGCUUUUCGUGCAGAGUCAUUCGCAAUUUACCAAUUAAAAUCGAAAUAG